Notolabrus celidotus (New Zealand spotty) is the source of this 1522-nucleotide messenger RNA. It is a transcript of the gene nmi, whose product is annotated as N-myc (and STAT) interactor. Bases 149 to 1285 code for a protein of 378 amino acids. The transcript is spliced from 10 exons. Lineage: Eukaryota; Metazoa; Chordata; Actinopteri; Labriformes; Labridae. The record is from RefSeq and is a predicted model, not a curated record. Gene Ontology annotation, cellular component: cytoplasm.
GCAUGCCAUAGAUGUUGCGUCGCUCUGACUUUAACUUUCAGUUUUGAUUCUCUUAAAGCCGGGGACGUUUCUGCAGCUGUUGUUUUUCCUCCUAAAGACACUUCGACAGCAGAAUUGACCUUCAGAUAUAAAGAAAUCAGAUCAGAUCAUGACUGACAUGACAAAAAAUGGCGAGGCUCCAAUGGGUCUGAAGGUCCCAGGUGAGGAGAACCUUCAGCUGCAGGAGGCAAAGAAAGAGCUCGAGGAGUGGAAGAAUAAAACAAAGGAGGCGGAGAAUAUGAAGGCCAAGCUGACUCUGGAGGAACUUAAUGAAGAGGAGGUGAAGACGAAGGCUCAGGGGGAGAUGAUGGCUCUGUCUUUUGAGCAGAAGCAGUUGAAGGAGGAGUUCACAAAGAAGCAGGACGAAGUGCAGAGGGAGAUUAACAAUCUCAGCAAGCGCAAACGUGAUCUGAUGGACCAACUGAAGGAACACGAGGACCAACUGCUGAAGAGGAAGAGGGAGUUCUCCAAACUGCAGGAGAAAUUUAAGAUCUACGCUAAGAUUCCAGACACGGAGGUGGUGUUCACCGGUCAGAGUGACGAGCAGGUGACGGACGAUGAACAGCCAAUCAGGGCAGAGUUUGUCAUCAGUCAGAGACCGUCUGUUCUUCUGGAGGGAGGUCAGGCGCUCAUCACCUUCGAGGAGGAUACAGUCGCGGCCAAGAUCCUGAAGAUUGGGAAAUUUUCUGUGUCCUGUGAAUCUGAGAUCCUGGAUUUGAAGUCAAAGAAAAUAAAUCUGGAUCCUGCUGUCAAGUUUGAGGUUCACCUGCAGGUGUCCAGGACGCAGCUCCGUGUCUCUGAGGUCCCCCACUCGAUGCCUGAGGAGAGGAUAAAGGACCGGCUGAUGAUCAGUUUCUGCAGACCGAGCAGGGGAGGAGGAGAGGUGAAGGAGGUGGAGUACGACCAGAACACUGGGACAGCAUCCAUCACCUUUCUCCACCCAGGAGUUGCAGACAGUCUGGCCCUGAAGGGGGAGUACUUUGUGGAUCUGGACUCUGAGGUCAAAGUUCAAGUUGAACCUGUUGACAAGUACCAGCUGCGAAAGUUUCAGACGUUCUGUGGCUUCUCGGAGAGAACUGUUCUGUUUGAGGGGAUCGUGGAUGUUCUGGAUCAGGAGGACCUGCAGGAUCACCUGGAGAUCCACUUCCAGAAACCCCGGAACCACGGAGGAGAGAUCGAGAAUGUCCAGUACGUCAGCGGAAAGACAGGACAAGUGAGGGCCUUCUUCACCUGCGAGGAAGAGUAGGAGAUGCGUGUGUGACCUCCUCCUCCACGCCUCACACCUCUUACCUGUGUGCUCCGAGCUCAUCAGGAUCACGUGUGUGUUCCUCACAGAUUUAUAUCACUAUCAUUAUUAUCUCUCUGAUUGAUGCAGAUACAGAUUUCUGUUUAUGUUUCUCCAUAUAUUCAAACACUGGGUUCAGUCCUGUUAUCUGAAUGUCUCUGUUUCUCUGUUUUGAUCAUUAAAGUUCUGAAUCAUUAA